Messenger RNA from Onychostoma macrolepis, 7108 nucleotides. RefSeq names its product MNAT1 component of CDK activating kinase (gene mnat1). The transcript has 8 exons. Gene Ontology annotation, biological process: regulation of transcription by RNA polymerase II; nucleotide-excision repair; positive regulation of cyclin-dependent protein serine/threonine kinase activity. The coding region runs from base 112 to 990 and encodes 292 amino acids. The record is from RefSeq and is a predicted model, not a curated record. Gene Ontology annotation, cellular component: transcription factor TFIIH holo complex. NCBI's taxonomy places the organism in Eukaryota, Metazoa, Chordata, Actinopteri, Cypriniformes, Cyprinidae. Gene Ontology annotation, molecular function: cyclin-dependent protein serine/threonine kinase activator activity.
AUAUUUGUUUUCACCGGGCGAUUUUGAAUGUAACACUCCUAUGCGCUCUGGAGUGUGUUGAUUGCUGAUUAUUCUUUUGCAGGCGGACUAAAACAGACAUUAACACUAAUAAUGGAUGAUCAGGGAUGCCCGAGGUGCAAGACGACCAAAUACAGAAAUCCAUCUCUGAAGCUGAUGGUGAAUGUGUGCGGACACACGCUGUGUGAGAGCUGUGUGGAGAUGCUGUUUGUCCGUGGCUCAGGUAACUGUGUGCAGUGCAACACUCCUCUCAGAAAGAGUAAUUUCCGUGUGCAGCUCUUUGAAGAUCCAGCCAUCGAUAAAGAGGUGGAGAUCCGCAAGAAGGUUCUCAAAAUCUAUAAUAAGAGGGAAUUUGAUUUUCCCGCUCUGAAAGAAUAUAAUGACUACCUGGAGCAAGUGGAAGACAUUGUGUUUAACCUGACUAAUAACAUAGAUGUUGAAAGGACCAAGCAGAUUAUGGAACAGUACCAGCGAGAUAACAAAGACGUUAUACAGAGAAACAAAGCCAAACUAACACGUGAGCAGGAGGAGUUGGAAGAGCUGUUGUUACAGGAGCAGCAGGAUUCAGAGCAGAGGAGACUGGACACCCUGCAGGAGGAACAGAGACAACUACAGGCCAAGAGGAAAAACAAACAGGCCCUGCUGGAUGAGCUGGAAAGUUCCAAGUUACCUGCGGCUAUGCUGUUGGCCCAACAUAAAGAUCGAGCUUCUCAACUGGAGACCCAGAUAGAAAAACAAAAGCAAAAUGUCAAGCCAGCAAACAUCUUCUCUACUGGAAUAAUGAUGGGUCAGACUGUUUCUUUUGCUUCCGUGUCUCGUAUGGAGGAGGUGUUGUACGUCUAUCAGCCUCUGUGCAUUGACACAUACGGGCCGCCCGUUCCAGAACUGGAUCAAUUGGGCCGAUUAGGCUUCAGUCUUUUGAAGUGGAGAGCGGACGAGUCUCUGAGUAUUUGUGUGUGUGUGUGUGUGUGAGGUUGACAGAGAGACGGAUUGUUUUUUGCUAUUUGUCUUGGUGUGUUUUGACAGUGAGUUAGUGGAGAUUUAUGUUGGACUGGUUUGUGUUUUUGGAGGGUCAUGUAUGUAUUCACUUCCUCCUCACCCCCGGGGCGAACCCCGUCCUCUGUGUCCGUCCCUGUUCUGUACCUGUAUAAAUACAGAUUGGGUGGGGCAUUUUAUUAAAGACAGCUGUGUGCGUUUGCGUCUUGAAAGGAGGUGAUUGGGUUGAAGUUUUCUUUCCUCCACACGAUGUUUUCAAGUGCGGUCAGCUGCAUCUGUGUAAUGUGUUUUGUUUGAGUUUUUUGGGGAGAUAACUAUGCCUUAAAUAUGUCCUUCUAUUCUUACAAUGUUGCAUAUAAAUAUAAGUUUUGGCUGUACAAGUCUCCCUUCAUGGAUCAGUAAUCUUCCCAUCAAACCCUCUCAGGACACACACACACACACACACACACACACACACACACACACACACACACACACACACACACACAUGCAUAUUCAGUCAGUGUUGAGUGAUGUCUCUGGUGAGUUUUGAGAUGUGUCUGCAGAGAUUUGGAUAAGGUAAUUAGUUUAAGGGGGAUUUGUUAUUGGACAGGACACAGCUUGUAUGUGAGUCUGUGUUUAUUUGGGCUCAGUAAAAUGUUUUAAAAAGAAGUAUCUUAUGCUCACCAAGGUUGCAUUUAUUAGAUGAAAAAAGUAAAAAUGGUAAUAUUGUGAAAAAAAUUCACCUCAUAACUGUCACCGUCCCCUCUGUUGGACACCUACGUUUACUUCACUAUUUUACAAUUAAAUCCUAAUCUAAUCAUGAUAUCGUUGGAAAGGUCUAAGACUCCUAAAUAGGUAUUUUACCACUUUUUUGUUAACAAAUUAUGUAGGAAAAGUAAUAGAUUAAUUUAUGACAAGAGUGGACCUGAAAAAUCUACAUUACAACAGGAGUUCUGACCUUUGUCACAGAAAGUCUUCUUAGUUGCUUUUUUCUCUAUCACGUAUUAGAAAUCAUUAGAAAUUAUAUAUCAGUUGAAAACUUAAAAUCUCAAAAUUCAUCCUUUGAAACCCAUUUUAAAAUCAGACAUUGUAUUACCAUGGAAAUGGUACAUCAAAAUCAUGUUACAAAAUGUUUUCAUUCAUGUAUUAUAAAAAUUUAAGUUUGGAUAGGUAAGGAAUAUUUGACGACGGGCCGUUGGAUUAUUAGAAAAAUAAUGCACACCCGAGGUGGUGAUGCGGUCACGACGUGAAGCGAAAUAUAUAUAUAUAUAUAUAUAUAUAAUAACUUAUGUAAUUUAUUUAUCUGAUAGCAAAGCUGUAUUGUCAGCAGCCAUUACUCCAGUCUUCAUUGUCACAUGAUCCUUCAGAAAUUAUUCAAUUAGCUGAUUUGGUGCUCCAGAAACAUUUAUUAUUAUCAAUUUUGCAGUGAUGAAUAAUAAUUUUGCUAUGAUACCUUUUUAAAAUAUAAUUUGAUAAGUUGAAAGUUUAAAAGAACAGCAUUUAUUUCAAAUAGUAAGCUUUUGUAAUAUUAUAAAUGUCUAUAUUUACACUUUCGAUCAAUUUAAUGCAUCCUUGCUGAAUAAAAAUAUUAAUUUCUUUAAAAAAAAUCUUACAGACCCCAAAUGUUUGAACAGUGGUGUAGAUGUUCCAAAUGCAGUGAUUUUUAUUUUUUACUUCUAUUCCUUAUUAUUUAUUUUGUGUUGUGCUCAAUUAUGCAGCGAGUUCAAAAGUCUGAAACCUCUUGUGAAAAGGCUUCUAUUUUGCAUUAUUUUAAAAUUUAAUCCAUUGAUUGAUUGAUUUGAUUGAUUUUUAAUUAUAAAUGAAAAGUUUCCAUGAGUUCCUGAAUUUCUUAGUAUAAUUUUCUUGAGGUUGGAGCAGUUGCCAAGAACUUGUCUUUCAUUGCCAUGCCAAUGUUUAGACUACUUUUUCUACAGAAACACACUUUGGCAUACAGGAAGUCAUCUUGUGCUAGACAGGAAGUAAUCCAUCAGCAGGUCAGAAGAGGGCGCGUGUGUGAACAGGGUCAGUAGCUUUAUUGUGUUUUUCGACAUAAAUCUGGUUGAUUGUUGUUUAUUUAAGUAAUUAAGAACAAGAGGUAUUGUGAAUAUAACCAUGUCCAAGGCAAACAGUUAAAACCUAGUAAAACGGUUAAUAAUAAAUUUAAUAAUAAAUAUAUUAAAGCACACAAAAUUUCAUUAGACAAUUUCAUUAGGGUAGUUCAUUAAGCGUCAUAAUUCUAGAAGAUCUUCUUCCUGACAUAUUUACUUUAUUUUAGUACGCUUUAUACAGCUAAAAAAGGUUUCACAUCAUAAUUGUUAUCAUUUAGUGUUUUGCAGCACGGCUGGAUUUAACCAAUUCUAACCAAUCAGCAUUCAGGGCCAUAUCAUCUGAUUUAUAAUAUGCUUGUCAAGAAGGGUCAAUGACUGCAGACACGUCUUCCAUCCAUCCCUCCAUCUCUCCCUGUCUGUAAGGUUUUUUUUUUUUUUUUGGAAACUGCAUUUUGAGAUUUGAUAUUUGCAUAUGCAAACAAGCCUAAAACAAAGAUUCUGGCCUUGGCUUCAAGAGUAAAUUUGGCUUGCAAAUGGCCCCUGUUUCUGUGUGGAAGAGGUAGCAAGAGAGAGCUGAACUUUUAAAACAUGCCCCUAGGGUGCAUUGUGGAAAAAUGGACAGACAAACUAAACUUGUUCACCUUUUCUCUCUCUCUCAGUCCACAGAUUUGAGUGAAUUUUGCAUUUCACAGUGGUGUGGCUUUUCCUUUGAGCAAAGAAUCUUCACACAUGAUCUCCCAGAUGUGUAUGGGUGUGUGUUUUUUUUCGUUUGCCUCAUUCAGAUUUAGUUGUUGCCGUCUCUUUAAAACAUAAACCAUGCUACACGUCUUCAUGCAUUACAGACACACACUGCCUCUGUAAACAGCAAUAUACCUUCGGACCAGUAGGUUUUAAUGACCCAGGUCGUCUCUUGGCUCCUGCGUAGAUGAGUUUGCUCUCUGAACUCUGAUGAGGAUAUUUGCGUCAUGGAUGAGUUGUAGUUUGAUAUAUGUGUGUCUGACAUAGCAGUGCGGGCAACCAGAUCUGUUUGAGGAAUGUGUGUGUGACACUGACCCCGUUAAAAUGACAGAUUGUCCAGCAGCUGCUCGAGAGUUUUCUCUGCUUUUUCUGAGGGAAUAUUUCUGUGCUGAAUCCUGUGCUCGGAAAGUCUUUCUCAACUUCUAUUAGGCAUUAAAGGCUGGCAAGACAUGCAGAUCCCUCUGACGGAGAACACACACACACACACACACACACACCAUCAUCACCACAGUGUGUCAACACUGAUACAGCUGCAUGUUUUAACUAAAAACUGCUCAGUUCAUGUUAGAAUUUCAACCUCAUCCAGUUGACAACAUGAACAAUGUCAGCAACAUGUCCAUCUUGUGAAGUAUAUACAUCAAGAUAGCUGGAGCCAGAGUCAGGCAACCAGUAAUAUCCUCCGAAACAUUUGAUUCAUAGUCCAAACCCUCACAUUAGUCACUUUUCAAACUACCUUCCAAUUUUCUUUGAAUUCUUUUCUUCCUUUAGGACUUUUCUUCUUGUACUUCAGUUUGAGGCAGUUUCAUUCAUAUAAAAACAUGUAAAAUUAUUUUAACUUUUUUUUUAUAUAAUUACCAACAAUUUAAUAUUUUAUUUUGUGAGAAAUAUAGUCCCAUUUUUUGUUACAAAAGAUUUUUACUUCUACAACACUGUUUGCACUGUGCUCUUUUGUCACUGGAUCUUUUUAUUUUGGUGCGUCAAUCUGUUAAGUUACUUAGUAUAGGAGAUUAUGAUCCGCACUCACAAAAACAGUUUUCUUUUUACGUUUUAUUUUACAGGUGUCUUUUCCCAUCAGCGAUGAAUGUAAAAUAAAAUGUAAAAAAAAAAAAGAUUGUUACUUAAAAUAAAUUGGUAACACUUUACAAUAAGGUGUCAUUUGUUAACAUUAGUUAAUGUAUUAACUAACAUGAACAAACAAUGAACAAUACAUUUAUUACACUAUUUAUUAAUCUUUGUUAAUGUUAGUUAAUGAAAAUACAGUUGUUCAUUGUUUAUUCAUGUUAGUUCACAGUGCAUUAACUAAUGUUAAUAAACACAACUUGUGAUUUUAAUAAUGCAUUAGUAAAUGCUGAAAUUAACAUUAACUAAUAUUAAUAAAUGUUGUAGAUGUAUUGUUCAUUCUUAGUUCAUGUUUACUAAUGUUGUUAACUAAUGAACCUUAUUGUAAAGUGUUACCAAUAAAUUACUUAAUAUCAAUGACAAAAUGUAUUGUUUCAACAAAGAUAUUAAGCAACACAACUGUUUAUUACAUUGAUAAUAAUAAUAAAUGUUUCUUAUUUUGUGAAAUCACAAAAUCAACAUAUUAGAAUAUUUAAUUGAAGGAUUAUCUGACACUGAAGACUGGAGUAACGACUGCUGAAAAUUCAGCUUUGCCAUCACAUGAAUAAAUAACAUUUCAAAAUAUAUUAAAACAGAAACAGUUGUUUUAAAAUUAUUAUAAUAUUUAAAAUAUUUACUGUAUUUUUGGUCAAAUAAAUGCAGCCUUGGUGAGCAUAAGAAACUUCUUUCAAAAAUCUCAUUGACCCCAAACUCAUUUUUACACAACCACAAUCCAAAAUGAUAAGCCUUAGAAUUUCUGGAAAGUAAUUUACAAUAUACAAUAUAUGGAAAACAUACAGUUUAUAAUAUACAAUUUAUUUAUAUAAUUUGCAAUUAGUUUGACCACCGGUGAGGUGGACAUACACCAUUUUGUGAAGGUCAUGAACUUUUAUUUACUGACUUUUUUUUUUUUUUUUCCCGAAAAGAUAAAUCCAGUUUUUAGCUUUUAAAUACUAUUUUGUUCCACUUUCUUUCUUUCUUUCUGAAUCUGGAUUAAAAAGUGCUAACAGUGAUUCACUUGUGGAAUGAUGUGUGUGGUUUGUGGAUUAAUGAUGGAGAACUGAAGCAGCAUUCUGUGUGCAUUAGCUCAUGGUCCAGCGCUUCAGUAAUCUCUGUUUGUUUAGAAAGUGUGUGAAGCUGAGAGGAGCUUAAGUGUUUCUGAUGAUACCUGACCCCCUCUAUCACUCUCCUCCUCUUCCCUCUCUCUCUUUCCAUUUUCUCUCCCUCUCACUGUAGUAUCAGUUUACAUGUAAUUUUCAGUUCUCUCAUAAUGAAUGGCCGCUGUGGACUCCAGCUGCUGGAGAGUUUUGGGGGUGCUGGGUUAGUGUGAGAUCUCAGAGUGCCUCCCACAAGCAUUAGGUUUCUGAUGCUUGUCCUGAUGCUUUGUGGGUAACCAGUAGUUUUCAAUUUGGAGAAGAAUGUAUGAAUGAAGUGAGAUUUUUGAUGCAUUGUUACAUAUUAAUAUUAACAGCAAUUACAUUCUUAUAUAUUUAAAUGUGGAGUAGUGAUACAAAUGCAUUUUUAUAAUAUUCAUAAUAGUUUGAGGUCUGCACGAUUUUUGAAGGAAAUUAAUACAUUUUAUUCAGCAAAGAUGCAUUAAAUUGAUCGAAAAUGACAGUAAAGACAUUUAUAAUGUUACAAAAGAUGUUUCAAACAAAUGUUGGACAAAAAUGACAAAUCAUUGUUUUGCACAAAAAUAUUAAGCAGUACUGUCAUUUUCAGUUUUGAUAAUAAGCAUCAGCAUAUUACAAUGAUUUCUGAAGGAUCUUGUGACACUGAAGACUGAAGUAAUGGCUGCUGAAAAUUCAGCCAUCAUAGAACUAAAUGACAUUUUAAAAUACAUUAAAAUAGAAAACAGUAAUUUUAAAUUAUAUUAUUUCACAAUAUUACUUUUUUACUUUAUUUUUGAUCAAGUAAUUGCCUUGGUGAGCAUACACAUUUAAAAAAAAACCUUACAGACCUCAAACUUUUGCACAGUAGUAUAUGUUAUAUAACAUUAUAUUUAGAAACAGUAUAGGAACAGCUGACAUUUUUGCUUGAUGCAUUUUAUUUCUGUUUUAAAAUUAAACAAAUUUGUUCUUGUCAUUGUGAAAUCCAUGGACUCAUGCAUGUAAAACAACAGAGCUGCUCCCUCUAGAGGAUUAAUCCGAUUAUACUCAAAGCCAAAAUUGUGGGUUUGCAAACCACUGUUAAGCUAUUCACUGUUGCACCUAAUCGUCCUCUCUCAU